Penicillium olsonii is the source of this 477-nucleotide messenger RNA. The record is from the annotation of a GenBank genome assembly. NCBI's taxonomy places the organism in Eukaryota, Fungi, Ascomycota, Eurotiomycetes, Eurotiales, Aspergillaceae.
AUGGGUUAUCACGAUGAAAAGACAGAAGACACAGAUAGUCCCUUUAAAUCCACUGAAAAACUUUGUUCCUCAAUUCGUCUCGGCGAUUUCCUUCUUCUACAGGGCCGGCCCUGUCAAGUUAUCAAGAUAAGCCGUCCUUCUGGAACUGGUCAGUACAGAUACCUCGGUGCCGACGUUCUCUCGCAACAGCUCCACGAAGAGUCCUCUUUUACGUCAACAUCCGAAUCCGAACAAGCUGCACGAGUCCUUGACUUCAUGUCCUGGCCCAUUCUCGAUAUUGGGGAUGGCGUUGCUACCGCUAUGAACGAAACAGGCGAUGUCAAGCAAGACGUGCGAGUGAACGAUAACGGCAACCUGUUGUCUCGACUGCGUAGAGCAGUUGAAUCUGGCCGUGGAAAAAUUUAUGGCUUGGUCCUUCAUGAUAAAGGUCAAGACCUGAUUGUGGAGAUGAAAGUUGAAUACGGAGAGGGAAAUUAA